Messenger RNA from Lodderomyces beijingensis, 1110 nucleotides. The record is from the annotation of a GenBank genome assembly. Lineage: Eukaryota; Fungi; Ascomycota; Pichiomycetes; Serinales; Debaryomycetaceae.
AUGACAGCUUCAGAGGCACCUAAGAAGCUCAAAACUAGCUCGCUAUGCCAGCUUUGUCAUGGCCGCAAGGCUGUGAUGAAACGACCCAAAAAUUUGCAAAGAUUGUGCAAGGAGUGCUUUUUCCAUGUGUUUGAAACGGAAGUGCACAACACGAUUGUCGAGCGUCAGCUAUUUGCUGGCUUGGAAAACGCCCGGCACAAGGCUGUUGCCAUUGGUGCGCUGGGAGGCAAGGACUCGACGGUGUUGGCGUCGGUGAUGAAGACCUUGAACGAACGGUACAACUACGGAUUGAAACUAGUUCUUUUGUGCAUCGACGAGGGAAUCAAGGGCUAUCGAGAUCACAGCUUGGAGACGGUGAAAGUGAACUCAAGGGAGUACGACUUGCCGUUGGAAGUGCUAUCGUACAAGGACUUGUACGACUGGACCAUGGACGAGGUGGUCAGCUGCGCCGGCGUGCGGUCGUCGUGUACAUAUUGCGGAGUAUUGCGUCGUCAAGCUUUGGAUAAAGGAGCCGAGAAGCUCGACAUCAGCCACAUUGUCACGGGGCACAAUGCCGACGACAUGGCCGAGACUGUCUUGUUGAACUUGUUGAGAGGCGACAUCAACAGAAUCGAGAAUAGCACCAAAAUCAUCACCGAGUCCGAGAACUCGAGUAUUCAACGAAGCAAGCCGUUUGCGUUUAUGUCUCAGAAGGAAAUCGUCCUUUAUGCCCAUUACAAGAACUUGACCUAUUUCAGCACCGAGUGCACCUACUCCGAAGAGGCAUUCCGCGGCGAGUGUCGCAAUCUUUUCCACGCCUUGUCGUCUGCCCUUCCCAGCGUCCACACAAAUACAAUCUACAGCGGAGAGCAGUUCAAAAGAAAACCGCGAGAGCCACGCAGAGGAGGGAAAAAGCUGUUGGAGCAAGAGGUGAAUCCCGAUGGGUCGAUUUCCAUCAAACAAGAAACGAAAAGAUGCAAGAAAUGCGGCAGUCUAGCGUCAAAUGAGCUAUGCCAAGCGUGUUUCUUGUUGGCUGGUCUAGAAGUCAGCAGAGCCAAGGUUGCAGUCGAGAGCAACGGCGAGUUUGGUGCUGCAAAGUUGACCAAGACCCUUGAGAGUUUGCGUUUUUAG